Messenger RNA from Oryzias latipes (Japanese medaka), 560 nucleotides. RefSeq names its product hemoglobin beta embryonic-2 (gene hbbe2). NCBI's taxonomy places the organism in Eukaryota, Metazoa, Chordata, Actinopteri, Beloniformes, Adrianichthyidae. The record is from RefSeq and is marked provisional. Gene Ontology annotation, biological process: oxygen transport; hydrogen peroxide catabolic process. Gene Ontology annotation, molecular function: oxygen carrier activity; peroxidase activity; oxygen binding. Gene Ontology annotation, cellular component: blood microparticle; haptoglobin-hemoglobin complex; hemoglobin complex.
GUAAAAGACAAAAACGCCGCCAUGGUUGAGUGGACCGAGCAGGAGCGCAGCAUCAUCACCAACAUCUUCGGCAACCUGGACUAUGAAGACGUGGGCUCCAAGGCUCUCAGCAGGUGUCUGAUCGUCUACCCCUGGACUCAGAGGUACUUUGCCAGCUUCGGUAACCUCUACAACGCCGAAGCCAUCAAGACCAACCCGAACAUCGCCGCCCACGGCACCAAGGUCCUGCACGGUCUGGACCGCGCCGUGAAGAACAUGGACAACAUCAAGGCCACCUACGCCGAGCUGAGCGUGCUGCACUCCGAGAAGCUGCACGUGGACCCCGACAACUUCAAGCUGCUGGCUGACUGCUUGACCAUCGUCAUUGCCGCCAAACUGGGCUCCGCCUUCAGCCCAGAGAUUCAGGCAACCUUCCAGAAGUUCUUGGCCGUGGUGGUGUCCGCUCUGGGAAGGCAGUACCACUAAAGUCAGCUGCCUGCGCAACUGGAGAGGAGCUCUGGCCUCUGUUCAUGUGUGUUACCUCCUUCCAAAUGAAGAAAUAAAAGCCCUCCAAAGCAAAA